AUGCUGAAGUCGAUUUGCAAAAAACAACCAAAAACCUUCGUCGAUCUCGUGAUCCGAGCUCAGAAGUUCAUUAGCGCUGAAGAAUACAUGCGCAAUCGAAGAGGACAAUCUCAAACGGAUCAAUCAAAAAAUGAUCGAAAGUGGAAGGUAGAAGAAGGAUCUAAAGGAGGAGAAGCAAAAAAGCAAAAGUCAGAGGCACAACAGGACGUGAACAAGUCCAAGACUGCCUUGACGCAAAAGUUCCAAGCUUACGCUCCACCAGAUACGACAAGGGCCUACACACCAUUGAAUACGACAGUGGCACAUAUUUUAAUGCAGAUUCAACAUCAGAAUAUGCUGACUCCUCCAGCCCCUAUGAAGGGAGAUCCUAACAAGAGGGAUAAAAGUAAAUAUUGUUACUUUCACAAGGACCAUGGCCAUGACACCUCAAGUUGCUUUCAAUUAAAAGGACAGAUUGAGGCACUCAUUCAACAAGGCCAGUUACAGGAGUUUGUGGACAGAGUAAUAGCAAAAAGAAAAACUGCACUCCCAACAACGAUAGGAAAGCAAGCAGCGGUCGUACAUGGAACGAAUACAACAGUUGGGAAUAGUUCUGCAUUGAAUGAGAACAUAUCGAUGGAGAACAUCGCCAUAACCUUCACAGAGGAAGAGGCAAGGAAGUUGCUUCAUCCACAUAACGAUGCUAUAGUUGUGUCUUUGCAAGUGGCAAAUAGCUUAGUCCACCAGAUUUUGAUCGACAAUGGGAGUUCAGCGGAUAUACUAUUCAAGGAUGCUUUAAACAAGAUCAACCUAGGUGGAGCAAAGUUAACAUCCGUGAACACCCCACUCCAAGGCUUUACUGGAGCAUGCAUUCACGCUGAAAGAAUGAUAACACCCCCAGUUACUAUGGGAGAAGGGGAGACAAAGGUGACAAGAAUGGUAAAUUUUUUGGUUGUGGACCAACCAUCUGCGUACAAUGCCAUUAUAGGGUGA
Messenger RNA from Morus notabilis, 972 nucleotides. RefSeq lists its product as uncharacterized. The transcript is spliced from 2 exons. The record is from RefSeq and is a predicted model, not a curated record. The coding region runs from base 1 to 972 and encodes 323 amino acids. NCBI's taxonomy places the organism in Eukaryota, Viridiplantae, Streptophyta, Magnoliopsida, Rosales, Moraceae.